UGUGGGUGAUUGACCUCACUCUGUAUCACUCAGUCUCUGAUCUCUUCUUUCGCCAUCUCUCUACCUGACUACAGGUUAAGCCUUCGGUCUUUGUGCCAGAGUCUCUGACUGGGACAGAUGAAACCCGCAUUGAAUCCAGAACACACGUGAGUGCAUGAGGAGCAAAAUAAGGCCAUUCGGCCCAUCAUCUACUCUGACAUUCAAUCAUGACUGAUCUAUCUUUUCCUCUCAACCCUAUUCUCCUGGCUUCACCCCAACCCUGACACCCUAACUAAUAAAGAAUCUGCCAAUCUCCACUUUAAAAAUAUCCAUUGACUUUGCCUCCAGUCUUCUGCGGCUAUGUAUUCCACAUUCACCACCCUCUGACUAAAUAAAUUCCUUCUCAUCUCCUUUCUAAAGGUACGUCCUUUUUAUUCUGAUGCUAUGACCUCUUGUCUAAGACGAGUGGAAACACCCCUUCCAUGUUCACUCUAUCCAGGCCUUUCACUAUUCUGUAAGUUUCAUUGAGGUCCUCUCCUCACCCUUCUAAACUCACAUGGACAAGGCUUGAGUGAAUUUUGGGGAACCAGACUGGGAUCCAGAUUAUCCAUGUAUGCCAGCUCUCACUGAUAUUCCAUGUGUGGUGACGGCUGUCCUAUUGUGGAACUGAGAACGUGCCUUUCACUCCGGCAGUUUGUAGUCCCACGGGACCUGGCCUGUGGUAAAAGCCCAUCUGCCGUCUUUCGCCAGCCUGGCCUCUGUGUGACUUCAUCGCAACCAGGGUUCCAAUGACAGAUGAUAUGUCGACGUCUGCAGCGGCUCAUCCGAACUCCGCCUCCCCGUCCUGUCACGUGUUACCGGACACGGGGCAGUGGACGCGCUCUGCGAUUGGUGGAAGCGAAGCACUGUGAUUGGUUGUUUCACAGGUCCAAUCACAGGUUUGAUUGAUGCUAACCAAUGACAAUGUUCGCUUUCCCCAAUCCCUCAUUAGCAUAGGGCGGUGGUGCAGUCUAUUUAAUCCGCGCUCGGGUUGAGUUCCCUACAUUUGUGUGUCCUAAACCGACAGACGAAAUGCCUGACGCACCGAAAGUGAAAGUGGCCGUGGCCAAGAAGGGCGCCAAGAAAGCCGUGUCCAAACCUGCAGGCAAGGCGGGUAAGAAGCGCAGGAGGUCGAGGAAGGAGAGUUACGCCAUCUACAUCUACAAAGUGAUGAAGCAGGUUCACCCCGACACCGGCAUCUCCUCCAAGGCCAUGAGCAUCAUGAACUCGUUCGUCAACGAUAUUUUCGAGCGCAUCGCGGGUGAGGCUUCCCGCUUGACUCAUUAUAACAAGCGGUCGACCAUCAGCUCCCGGGAGAUCCAGACCGCCGUGCGCCUGCUGCUGCCCGGGGAGCUGGCCAAGCACGCCGUGUCGGAAGGGACAAAGGCGGUGACCAAGUAUACCAGUUCGAAGUAAACAUUCUAAAUCUUGAUAAACCGAAAA
Leucoraja erinaceus (little skate) is the source of this 1461-nucleotide messenger RNA. RefSeq names its product histone H2B 1/2-like. NCBI's taxonomy places the organism in Eukaryota, Metazoa, Chordata, Chondrichthyes, Rajiformes, Rajidae. Gene Ontology annotation, cellular component: nucleosome. The transcript has a single exon. Gene Ontology annotation, molecular function: structural constituent of chromatin; protein heterodimerization activity; DNA binding. Bases 1051 to 1434 code for a protein of 127 amino acids. The record is from RefSeq and is a predicted model, not a curated record.